Molecule: messenger RNA, 1569 nt
Organism: Didymosphaeria variabile
Lineage: Eukaryota; Fungi; Ascomycota; Dothideomycetes; Pleosporales; Didymosphaeriaceae
Gene: RET2
Product: coatomer subunit delta
Exons: 3
Coding region: 1-1569 (522 amino acids)
Biological process (GO): endoplasmic reticulum to Golgi vesicle-mediated transport; retrograde vesicle-mediated transport, Golgi to endoplasmic reticulum; Golgi localization
Cellular component (GO): COPI vesicle coat; cytosol
Source: RefSeq, a predicted model, not a curated record
AUGGUCGUCCUCGCAGCGUCGAUAUGCACCCGUGGCGGGAAGGCUGUCCUCUCCCGCCAGUUCCGCGAAAUGCAGCGCUCGCGCAUUGAAGCCCUCCUCGCCUCGUUCCCAAAGCUCGCCGACGGCGCCUCCCAGCACACCACCGUAGAGCAGGACAAUGUGCGCUACGUAUACCAGCCGCUCGACGAGCUGUACAUGGUGCUCAUCACCAACCUACAGUCCAAUAUCCUGCAGGACAUUAACUCUCUCCACCUCUUUGCCCAGGUCGUAUCCUCAAUAUGCAAGUCGCUGGACGAGCGCGAGAUCUUGAAGAAUGCUUUCGAGCUGUUGGGCGCUUUCGAUGAGAUUGUCACGCUAGGUUAUAGGGAGAACUUGACUCUGUCCCAGAUCAAGACGUUCUUGGAGAUGGAGAGUCACGAGGAGAGGAUCCAGGAGAUCAUUGCACGGAACAAGGAACUGGAGGCUACCGAGGAGCGCAAACGCCGUGCCAAGCAGCUCGAAAUGCAGCGCAAGGAGAUGUCGAGGUCAUCGCGCGGUAUGGGUGGAGGCAUGGGAAGCAUGGGUGGCAUGGGCAGCGCUCCUCGUACACCUCAGUACCCCUCGUAUACGCCCACCACGCCUGCCACUGUCCCCGACACAUACGACUCGUAUGAAGCCGAGAAGAAGGUCAGCAAGCCACUGGCACUUGGCAAGAAGGGCAUGCAGCUCGGGAAGAAGAAGACUACUUCCAACAUUUUCGAACAAGUCGCCGGCGAUCUGCCCCCCGAAAGCGAACCUCUAGUUGCCUCGCCCAAGACCUCCGCCCCCGCCGCCGCGCCUGCGAGCGCCCGCCAAUCCACCUCUACAGACCGCGAAGCUGUUCACAUCACCACUAAUGAGUCCAUCUCAGCCCGCUUGGACCGUGAAGGUCUGCUGAAGUCGUUCGAGGUCAAAGGAGAAAUGCAACUCAAGAUCACCGACCCGGCCCUUACGCAGGUUAAGCUAGACCUCCAAGCCGGCGACACCCGAGGCGCACAGUUGAUGACACAUCCAAAAGUUGACAAGGCUGCUUUCCGCAACGGCCAGAUCAUCCAGCUUGCUGACACCAGUAAGGGCUUCCCAUCGAACAUGGGCAUUGGUGUCAUGAAAUGGAAACUUGCGCCCAAGGCAGAAGAUGUAUCGGAUCCACCGAUCACGUUCCGUGUCUGGGUGGAGGACUCGGGCAAGAUGUUCAACAUCACCGUGGAAUACGAGUUGGCUGGUGGCGACGCAUUGAAGGACGUCAGCAUCACCAUUCCUUUCCAGACCGACGAACCUAAUGUCUCAUCCUUCGACGCUGUAUACGAAGUCAGCGGCGACAGCCUAGAAUGGAACAUUGGUGGGGUGGAUGAAGAACACAGCUCUGGCAGCUUUGAGUUUGAGGCUCAGGCCGAGAGCGAGGCUGAGUUCUUCCCCAUGAGGGUACGCUUCAGCAAGGCCACUCCUUUCGUGGACGUUAGCGUUGCAUCCGUAACGCUCCUCUCCAUGAACCAAGACAUCAACUUCACCACCGACGUCAGGUCGGUCGCGGACGUCUAUGAGAUCGUAUAG